UUAAAAAAACCAUACAAAUAGUGCCGAGAUUUUGCAGCAACUUGCUCGCCGACUCUCUUCCAUGGCAAGCGGCGGCGGGAAUCAACAGCAACCGUACAAACCAUACCGGCAUCUGAAAACCUUGACGGCACACACACGCGCCGUCUCCUGUGUCAAAUUCUCCAACGAUGGAACUCUCUUAGCUUCCGCCUCUCUCGACAAAACCCUAAUCAUCUGGUCCUCCUCCUCCCUCACCCUUCGCCACCGCCUCGUUGGCCACUCCGAAGGCAUCUCUGAUCUCGCCUGGUCUUCCGAUUCCCAUUACAUUUGCUCCGCCUCCGACGAUCGCACUCUCCGCAUUUGGGACGCCCGUUCUUCCACCGGCGAGUGCGUCAAAACCCUACGAGGUCAUUCCGAUUUUGUAUUCUGCGUCAAUUUCAAUCCUCAAUCUAAUUUCAUUGUUUCGGGUUCCUUUGAUGAGACGAUUCGGAUUUGGGAGGUGAAGACGGGCAAGUGCCUUCAUGUUAUAAGGGCUCACUCUAUGCCUGUUACUUCUGUUCAUUUUAAUCGUGAUGGUUCGCUUAUUGUUUCUGGUAGUCAUGAUGGUUCCUGUAAGAUUUGGGACGCUUCUACUGGGACGUGCUUGAAGACUCUAAUUGAUGAUAAGGUCCCUGCUGUAUCGUUUGCUAAGUUCUCGCCCAAUGGCAAGUUUAUACUUGUUGCUACUCUCAAUGAUACCCUUAAGCUAUGGAACUACUCAGCUGGGAAGUUUUUGAAGAUAUAUACGGGACACGUGAAUAGAGUCCAUUGCAUCGUGUCCACGUUUUCUGUCACGAAUGGAAAAUACAUCGUCAGUGGAUCGGAGGAUAAAUGUGUGUACAUAUGGGAUCUACAGCAGAAAACCAUGAUUCAGAAACUUGAAGGCCACACUGAUGUUGUCAUUUCUGUAUCCUGUCACCCAACUGAGAACAAGAUUGCAUCUGCAGGACUUGAUGGGGAUAGAUCAGUGAGGGUGUGGGUUCAAGAUUCAUGACACGCUGAUCGUUCGACAUCUUUACAUCGUUAACCAGAGGCAAGUUAAGGAAACAAGACCUGAGGAGAAGCUGUACAAUCUGCAAUGAUUUCUGAAUAAUGUUUUCUACGGAUACGGUGCAACCAGGCAUUGUGAAUCGAUUUCUCUGGCAGUUGUAUAUAUGAACGCAGGUACGGAGUGUCGUUAUCUUUUUUCCUGUGACAAUUGAUCCCUUAACAUAGAGUAAUUGUAUUCUUAAAUGUGGAACUGGGAAUCUGAUUAUAUUUGGUGAGGAAAUGGAAUGAGUUUUCACUAGAGAUAGUAAAAUAGUUUUCAAUAA
Messenger RNA from Cucurbita pepo subsp. pepo (vegetable marrow), 1331 nucleotides. It is a transcript of the gene WDR5B, whose product is annotated as Transducin/WD40 repeat-like superfamily protein. Gene Ontology annotation, molecular function: protein binding. The record is from RefSeq and is a predicted model, not a curated record. NCBI's taxonomy places the organism in Eukaryota, Viridiplantae, Streptophyta, Magnoliopsida, Cucurbitales, Cucurbitaceae.